Pocillopora damicornis (cauliflower coral) is the source of this 5076-nucleotide messenger RNA. Its product is annotated as tetratricopeptide repeat protein 28-like. NCBI's taxonomy places the organism in Eukaryota, Metazoa, Cnidaria, Anthozoa, Scleractinia, Pocilloporidae. The record is from RefSeq and is a predicted model, not a curated record.
AUGAACAACACAGGAGAAGAAUUUACUACGUCAGCUAUCAACAUAGGUUUAGCUGUCGCCACGCUCCUUCUCAACACUGGUUUCGUUUUAAAAGCCAUCCAGUUGUGCGAGGAAUGCUUUAUUUUGCUCAGCAAUGGAGAUUUAGGCAAUGAGAGCGCAGUUACCAAAUUAUACCACCAACGCAUUCUAAGUUUAAAGGCAAAAGCUUGGUCUACAGUAUAUAAUUCAACGAGUUUUGAAAAACAAGUCAGAGAACAAUUACUCUUUUAUCAGGACUCUGAUGACCACGUCAUAAAAGGAUGGUUAAAUUUAUCACUGGCAAGAAUACUUCACAUCACCAAAAGGUUUCUGGAGGCUGAAGGAUUUUAUGACGUGGCAAAAAACAUUUUCAAAACGACUGGCAAUGCACGAAGAGAGUCAGAAUGCUACGAAAACCUAGGAUCAUUGUUCAAAUUGCUUGGUCAAUAUAACCAGGCCCGAGAGAAUCUGGAAAAAGCAAUUGCUAUCAACACAGAAAUUGCCGACAGAAAUGCAGAAUCUUCCUGUUACGUAAGCCUGGGAACAUUGUUCCGAUCGCUUGGUCAAUACGACAAGGCCCGAGAGUAUCUGAAGAAAGCACUCGCCAUUAAGAUAGAAAUUGGCCAUAGAGAUGGAGAAGCUUUAUGCUACGAAAACCUAGGAAUAUUGUUCCACUCGCUUUAUCAAUUUAACAUGGCCCGAGAGUAUCUGGAGAAAGCAAUCGCCAUCAAGAUAGAAAUUGGCCACAGACAUGGAGAAGCUUCAUGCUAUGGAAACCUAGGAUCAUUGUUCAUAUCGCUUGGUCAAUAUGACAACGCCCGAGAGUAUCUGAAGAAAGCGCUUACUAUUAACAUAGACAUUGGCCAUAGAGAUGGAGAAGCUUCAUGCCGCAGAAGCCUAGGAACAUUGGUCCAAGCGCUUGGUCAAUAUGACAAGGCCGGAGAGUAUCUGAAGGAAGCGCUUACUAUUAACAUAGAAAUUGGCAACAGAGAUAAAGAAGCUUCAUGCUACGGAAACCUAGGAACACUGUUCUAUUCGCUUGGUCAAUAUGACAAGGCCCGAGAGUAUCUGGAGAAAGCACUCGCGAUCAAGAUAGAAACUGGAGAUAAAGAUGGAGAAGCCUCAUGCUACGGAAACCUAGGAAGAUUGUUCGAAUCGCUUGAUCAAUAUGACAAGGCGCGGGAGUAUUUGGAGAAAGCACUCGCUAUCAAGAUAGAAAUUGGCAAUAGAAAUGGAGAAGCUUCAUGCUACUUAACCCUAGGUUCAUUGUUCAGAUUGCUCGGUCAAUAUGACAAGACCCAGGUGUAUCUGAAGAGAGCACUCGCUAUCGUGAUGGAAAUUGGCAACAGAGACGGAGAAGCUUCAUGCUAUUUAACCCUUGGAAAAUUGUUCAAGUCGCUUGGUCACUACGAAAAGGCCCAAGGGCAUCUGACAAAAGCACUCGCCAUCAUGAUAGAAACUGGCGUCAAAGAUGGAGAAGCUUCAUGCUACGGAAACUUUGGAAUAUUGUUCAUUUCGCUUGGUCGAUAUGACAAGGCCCGAGAGUAUCUUGAAAAAGCACUCGCUAUUAAAAUAGAAAUUUGCGAUAGAGAUGGAGAAGCUUCAUGCUAUGGAAACCUAGGAUCAUUGUUCAUAUCGCUUGGUCAAUAUGACAACGCCCGAGAGUAUCUGGAGAAAGCACUCGCUAUUAAGAUAGAAACUGGCCAUAGAGAUGGAGAGGCGUCAUGCUACGAAAACUUAGGAUCAUUGUUUAAGUCGCUCGGUCGAUAUGACAAGGCCCGGGAGUAUCUGGUGAAAGCACUCGCUAUCAAGAUAGAGAUUGGCGAUAGAGCUGGGGAAGGUUUAUGCUACGUAAACCUAGGAACAUUGUUCAAAUUACUUGCUCAAUAUGUCAAGGCCCGAGAGUAUCUGGAGAAAGCACUCGCCAUCGAGAUAGAAAUUGGCGAUAGAGAUGGUGAAGCUUUGUGCUACGAAAACCUAGGAAGACUUUUCUUUUCGCUUGGCAAAAAUUUCAAGGCCCGAGAGUAUCUGGAGAAAGCGCUCGCUAUUAAGAGAGAAAUUUGCGAUAGAGAUGGAGAGGCUUCAUGCUACGUAACCCUAGGAACACUGUUUACAUCGCUUGGUCAAUACGAGAAGGCCCGAGAAUAUCUGGAGAAAGCACUCGCUAUUAAGAUAGAAAUUUGCGAUAGAGAUGGAGAGGCUUCAUGCUAUGUAACCCUAGGAACAUUGUUUACAUCGCUUGGUCAAUACGAGAAGGCCCGAGAAUAUCUGGAGGUAGCACUCGCAAUCAAAAAAGAAAUUGGCAAUAGAGAUGGAGAAGCUUCAUGCUACGUAAACAUAGGAACACUGUUCCACUCCCUUGGUAAAAACUUCAAGGCCCGAGAGUAUGUAAAGAAAGCACUCACUAUCAGGAUAGAAAUUGGCGAUAGAGAUGGAGAAGCUUCAUGCUACGGAGACUUAGGAAUAUUGUUCCAAUCGCUCGGUCAAUAUGUCCAGGCCCGAGAGUAUGUGGAGAAAGCUCUCGCUAUCAAGAUAGAAAUUGGCAACAGAGAAGGAGAAGCUUCAUGCUUCGUUAACCUAGGAAAACUGUUCCACUCGUUUUGUCAAUACGACAAGGCCCGAGGAUAUCUGGCGAAAGCACUCGCUAUUUACAUAGAAAUUGGCCACAGAGAUGGAGAGGCUUCAUGCUACGGAAACUUAGGAUCAUUGUUCAAGUCGCUCGGUCAAUAUGACAAGGCCCGGGAGUAUCUGGAGAAAGCACUCGCUAUCAAGAUAGAAAUUGGCGAUAGAGAUGGAGAAGCUUUAUGCCACUUAACACUAGGAACAUUGUACAAAUCACUAGGUCAAUUUAGCCAGGCUCGAGAGUAUGUGGAGAAAGCUCUCGAUAUCAAGAUAGAAAUUGGCAACAGAGAUGGAGAAGCUUCAUACUACGUAAACCUAGGAACAUUGUUCAAGUCGCUUGGUCAAUACGACAAGGCCCGAGAGUAUCUUGAGAAAGCACUCGCUAUCGAGAUAGAAAUUAGCAACAAAGACGGAGAAGCUUCAUGCUACGGAAACCUAGGAACAUUGUUUACAUCGCUUGGUCAAUACGACAAGGCCAGAGAGUAUCUGGAGAAAGCACUCGCAAUCAAAAUAGAAAUUGGCGAUAGAGAUGGAGAAGCUUCAUGCAACGGAAACCUUGGAACACUGUUUCAUUCGCUUGGUAAAAAUUACAAGGCCCAAGAGUAUCUGGAGAAAGCACUCGCUAUCAAGAUAGAAAUUGGAGAUAAAGACGGAGAAACCUCAUGCUACGGCAACCUAGGAAGAUUGUUACAAUCGAUUGGUCAUUAUGACAGAGCCCAAGAGUAUCUGGAGAAAGCACUCGCUAUCAAGAAAGAAAUUGGCAACAGAGAUGGAGAAGCUCAAUGCUACGGAAACCUAGGAACAUUUUUUCAUUCACUUUGUCAAUAUGACAAGGCUGGAGAGUAUCUGGAGAAAGCCCUCCGACUAAGUAAGGAGAUUGGGCACAGCUUGAGUGAGUAUCGGUCUCUCUGUUCACUAGUGUUGCUGAAGGCAUCUCAAAUGGAUUUUGAAAAGGCCUCUUCGUACCUUUUUCAAAGCAUUGAAAAAUUUGACUCUGUACGAAGUUCUCUAAAAGACAACGAUCAGCUUAAAAUAUCACUUUUAGAGGCGUACGGCACCUUUCCCAACAAGCUACUCAGUGGGUUACUAUCUUCCACCGAAAAGCCAGAAGACGCUCUUUAUGUCGAGGAGCUGAGACGGGCAAGAUGCCUGGCCGACUUGAUGGCAACUCAGUACUCUGUCACACAGCAGAUAUCUAGCAAUCCCCAAACAUGGUAUGGCAUUCAGAAUAUUAUCACCAAAGGAGACUGUGCAUGCCUGUACAUUUCGGUUGAUAAAAAAUCUGUUCGGUUUUGGAUUCUCAAAGCAAGGAGAGCUAUUCUAUUUUUGGAAAGAGAGGUGUGUCUUGACCCAAGCAAGGUGACAGGAUUAGUCCCUGUCUUAGAUGAGUUUUUCUCAGAAAGCUUCCGCGGCCUUGGCAUUUUACCCGAAGAGAAUUGUGAAGAUCGAUCGUUUGGAGAUACCGACUCAAUGUCGCUUAAUGAUAAAAAUCGCGCACCCAUGCGUGAUGAUGAUGCUGCCAAAGAUAUCAAAACAAAUCUUCACUUGUGUCACAAGAUAAUCAUCGCUCCUGUGGCCGAUUUACUGCAGGAGCCCGAGAUCAUAAUUGUUCCCGAUUCCUGUAUGUACCAGGUCCCAUUUGCAGCCUUAAGUGAAAAAGGGGGCAAGUUCUUAUCAGAGACGGCCAGGAUCCGCAUCGUUCCCUCUUUAACGACUCUUAAGCUCAUUCAGGAGAGCCCCCCAGAGUAUCAUAGUCAGACGGGUGCACUGAUAGUGGGUGACCCUGAGGUUGGAGAGGUGAUUUACAAGGGACGACGAAAGACAAUUUCACAAUUGCCAUGUGCAAGAAAUGAAGCAUCGAUGAUUGGAAGACUUCUUGGCGUAACGCCUCUGAUUGCAGACCGUGCGACAAAAGAGGCUGUACUUGAAGCGAUAAACUCAGUGAGUCUCAUUCAUCUUGCUGCCCAUGGUGAUGCUGAAAGAGGGGAGAUUCUUCUUUGUCCAAAGCGCCUUACGCCUUCUUCUAUUCCAAGAGAAGAAGCCUACCUUUUGACGAUGGCGGACAUUUCACAAAUUAAGCUGCGAGCGAAACUGGUGGUACUUAGCUGUUGUCACAGUGCCCGUGGACAGAUUAGAGCCGAGGGAGUUAUCGGAAUCGCUCGAGCGUUCAUAGGAUCCGGUGCUCGCUCGGUGUUAGCGGCACGGUGGGCCCUGGAUGACACAGCCACAGAGCAGUUCAUGAAUUGUUUCUACGAACACUUGUUCCGUGGGGAAAGUGCCAGUGAGUCUCUCCACGAGGCCAGGAAGUGGAUGAGGAAUAACGGCUUUGAAGAUGUUUCUAAGUGGGCCUCCUUUAUGUUAAUUGGCGACAACGUGACUUUUGAUUUUGGAGAUUGGUGGGCGUCAACAACACCCGAAGAGCCUGGGGUAAAGUAA